AUGGCGCAAUCCCCCAAAGUUGGGCAGCGCAUGUCCUAUGGCGGCGCCCUCUGCACCGUCCGCUAUGUCGGCGAGGUCGCUGGAACGACGGGCGCCUGGCUGGGAGUCGAAUGGGACGAUGCGACGCGCGGGAAACACGAUGGAUCUCACAAACGAGUGCGCUAUUUCUCAUGCCUCUCCGGGUCCUCAACGGCGGCCUCGUUUGUGCGCCCGAGCCGUCCGGCCGACAGACCCCAGAGUUUCAUCGCCGCGCUGAGGGAAAAGUACGCGUCCGAGGCUCCGCAGUCGGGCCAUGCCACCCCCGAUUCCCAGGUUGUCAUCUCCGGCAAGGUCGCCGAGGAGAUGGGCUUCGACAAGGUCCGCCGCAAGCUGGCCCAGCUCGUCGACCUCCGCAUCGUCAUUCUCGACGGCAUGCGUGUGGUGGCGGCGGCGCAGGACGGCGAGGGCCGUGUCGCGGAUACGUGCCCCAGCAUCGCGCACUUGGAUCUCAGCAGAAACCUGUUUGAGCGCCUGGGUCCGGUGGUGGAUGUCUGUGCCGAGCUGCCGGCUCUGCGGCGACUGAGCCUCAACGGGAACCGGUUUCAGGGUGUCUUGAGCGACGACUCCCUGGACGGGGCCGCAGCGGCGUUCCGAGGUGUAGAUGAGCUUGCCCUGGGCGAGACUCUUCUCAACUGGGAGGAGCUCUGUCGCAUCGCCACACGAUGCCCGUCGCUCGCCACUUUGGCCGUCGGAGCAAACCAGCUCUCCUCGCUGCCUCCAGUCGACUAUGCUGGGCUGGCAUCCACGCUCACCUCCAUCAACCUCGAGUACAACAACUUCGAGGCGAUUUCGGAUCUCGCGAGCCUCACAUCCCUCGUGGCCCUCCGCAACUUGCACCUCAAAGGCAACAACAUAGCGGACAUGACUGCCCCCGGCACAACCGUCCCAACGUUCCCGCCGUCUCUGCGUUACCUAGAUGUUUCCUACAACAAAAUCCGGGAGUGGGCCUUUGUGGAUGCCCUCUCCGCUCACUUCCCAGGCCUCACCGGCUUACGAAUCGCGCACAACCCCGUGUACGACAAGCAAGACGUCGACGCCAAGACGCCGUCGUCUGAAGAGUCGCACAUGUUCACCAUUGGCCGCCUCGCCAACCUCAAGAGUGUCAACUUUACCCAAGUCAAGCCGGAUGACCGCAGAAAUGCCGAGAUAUUCUACCUCUCGAGAAUCGCCAGGCAGCUCGCGACGGUGCCCGAGUCGGCAGAGCAUACCGUCCUGGCCUUGCACCCUCGUUACGCAGAGCUCUGCACGAUUUACGGCGAGCCCGAUGUCAUUCGCCGCGACGAGGUCAAUCCGUCUUUCCUCGAAGCGCGACUGGUCACUGUGGGGUUUCACUACCAAGGCAAGGGGAAGAAGACAUCGCGGAUCCCGAAGGCUUUCGACAUAUAUUCCGUAAGAGGGAUUGCAGGGAAGCUAUUCAGCCUGUCUCCUCUAAGAGUGCGCCUUAUCUGGGAGACGGGGGAGUGGGAUCCAGUGGCCGACUACGACGAACAGGACGGGGACAGCAGCGACGAGGAAGAGUUUCUUGCGGAUGCAGCCGAUCCUAGCCGAGGCGACUGGCAGGAAGAGCAGGCAAGGGACGGCUCAGGCCGGUGGUCCAAGAGGGAGGUUGAGCUCAAGGAUGGCCCGAAGCAGCUCGGAUACUGCGUCGACGGUCUGGAUGUGAGCAUACGUGUAGAAUCGGCGUGA
Molecule: messenger RNA, 1725 nt
Organism: Hirsutella rhossiliensis
Lineage: Eukaryota; Fungi; Ascomycota; Sordariomycetes; Hypocreales; Ophiocordycipitaceae
Product: CAP-Gly domain-containing protein
Exons: 3
Coding region: 1-1725 (574 amino acids)
Molecular function (GO): protein binding
Source: RefSeq, a predicted model, not a curated record